GCUCGUCGGACUGUUUUCACAGAAGCACGUCGGUUUGUUUUGCGACCGUGCCGAUAUGUCUUCCCCCAAUUGUUCCGUGUAACGAAUACGUCCUUUUGAUAUCGCUUUUUAUUAAUAUAAAUGUAUGUUUGGUCAACGAUGAUUGGGAAAACAUGGCCGAGUUGAUUGGGAAAACAUGGCCGAGGACGAACUCGCUGCGUUCAGGGAGCGUUGGAAACAAGAGUUAACGAGUCCGAAGGGGGACACUGCUCCUUCCUCUUCCGGAGAUGAACCCGGUCAGUCGGACAGGGGAGACUUGAAAAAUAGGUAUUUUGAGGAUUUAAAAAAUCUCAGCAAGGCCCGCGGUCCAGAACAGGCUGGCUCCACUGAGGACCAAGUCGGUGCUGGGGGUGGCGGAGGCGGGGAAAAAGCUGCAACUCCGGAGUCGGAGGACCAGCCGGAGUAUGUGUCCAUCGCACGGAGUUUGCUGGACGGGAGAACCAGCCCCCUGCGGGACAGGAUCCAGGAGGAGAGGACCAGGAGGAAAAGACAGUUCCACUCCCGUACCAGUUUCUACAGCGCGUCCCUGCAGCAGCUGCAGCCUCAGAGAAAGGUCAAGAAAGACGAGGAGCUGGUGGAUCAACUCAUCCAGGAUCUGAAUGAAGUCAAUGACAUUCCCUUCUUUGACAUCGAGUUGCCGUACGAGUUGGCCCUGAAGAUCUUCCAGUAUCUGAACUGCACCGAGCUGGGCCGGUGUGCACAGGUGAGCCGGGCGUGGGGCGUCCUCGCAGAGGACGGCGUUCUGUGGUUCCGGAUGUGCACGAGGGAGGGUUACCACCAGGACGCCGGCGUGUCCGACUCGCCCUGCUGGAAGAGCACGCUGCGGGACUGCAGGAACUCGGCCAAAACCAUGCGCUCCAACUGGAAGAAUCGAGUGGGAUCCAUCAGCCAGCUGCAGUUCGAGCUGGGGAAGGUGCUGUGCGACGUCAGCUCCUGUGACAACUACGUCUUGGCCGGGUACACGUCUGGCGAUGUGCGGCUGUGGGACACGCUGCACUGGGACUCAAAGGCCUCGUUCCUCAAGCCCAACGGCCUGUCGGCGAACACGGACCCCAGGCCGCAUGUCAGUCACGUCCAGGUCAACGGCACAGUGGCUGCCGCUGCCUAUGAAGAUGGCUGUGUGGACCUGUGGAGCACGGAGACGGGCGGGCAGCCCAUCCACCACUUCCAGAGCCCGGGGGGGAGGAUCCAGGCCCUGGCCCUGAGCCCCGACAGCCCCGUCCUGGGCUCCGCCACCGGGCCCGACGUGCGGCUCGACUGCGCCGACGACCGCGGCUACUGGAGGACGAUCCGCCGGGCGCGGCUGCCCCAGACCGUCGAGAGCCUGGUUCUGGUGCCGGGCCGGGACCAGCAGCGCCCGCUGGCCGCUCUGGCGGCGGGAGACGCCGUGCACCUGCUGGACCCGCGAGACGACGAGCCACGGACGCUGCACUCCGUCUACGGUCACCCCGUCACCUGCCUGGACGCCUCCGACUCCCACGUCGCCCUCGGGGUGAAGCGCGCGGGCUGGGCGAUGCACGACGCAGGCAACAAGAUCCACGUCUACAGCCUGGAGACGGGCAAAUCCGCGGUGUGCGUCGGCAGCUCGCUGGGGGACUUCACCUGCAUCAACCUGAGGGACAGCCCCCCUCACCUGCUGGCGUGCGGGAACAAGGACAGGAGGGUGCGGGUCUUUGACCUGCGAGCCGGCUCGUCCGUGGCGUCCCUGUACGCCCACCACCUGGGCGUGACGUCGGUGCAGGCGGACGACUGGAAGAUCGUGAGCGGCGGCGGCGAAGGGCUGGUGUGCGUGUGGGAGAUGAGGAUGGGAGCCAAGCUGUGGGAGAUGCACAACAGGCAUCCCGUCAGGCACGUGCGCUUCGACACCAGCACCCUGGUGACGGCCAACGUCCCGGACGACAAGUCGCCGCGGGGCGCCUGCAUCACAGACGACGACCUCACAGCUCACCGCAGACACCGGGGGGUCAUCUGCCACUACGACUUCUCCGAGGACGCUCUGUCGCAGGAGAACAUCCUGCCCAUCUGCAGGUCGGACUACAUCGGGUCUCACGGCUACAACUACAACAUAAGCCUGACGGUGCCGUACGACCGGGUGUCGGCCUCCCAUCCGUCCCACUGACGACAGCCUGACCCAGCGAGUGACUGGACAGACAACGGGAAGUUUCACCUUUUUUUAAAUUUUAUUUUAAUCAUCUUAUUCAAAUCAAGAAAUUUGAUAUUUAUCCUGUAUGUCUAUUAAAGGGGCAGUGAGCGAUUAGCGUCUGUCGCUAGCACGUCUCUUCACGUGUGACGGGGGAGUGACGUUCACAAACUGCACACACACGGUUGUGUGGUGCGGUCCGCACCAUUUUUUUUGUUGUUUGUCAAUUUGCAGAGCCAGGUCUGAGCCGAAAACCCAAUUAUUUUUUUUCUGGUGCACGGACCCUGAGGAAAUGUUAGCAGAUUUUUUUACAAAAAGUGUAUUGGAUUAAAAUCACUCGCUGCCCCUUUAACCGUUGAGUAGGUAUUUUUUACUUCACAAUGCAGAUUGCAGCUCUAGAUCACAACCUUGUAAAACCAUAACUGUUAAAUUACUGAAUUUUUAAUAAGAAGUUUGGAUCCCUGGAUUUUAAUCAAUGACUCUGUGCAACAUCAAUAAAAGAAAAAGUUCGUAUCUA
This is a messenger RNA of Scophthalmus maximus (turbot), 2696 nucleotides long. It is a transcript of the gene fbxw8, whose product is annotated as F-box and WD repeat domain containing 8. The transcript is spliced from 11 exons. Gene Ontology annotation, molecular function: protein binding. Bases 176 to 2158 code for a protein of 660 amino acids. Lineage: Eukaryota; Metazoa; Chordata; Actinopteri; Pleuronectiformes; Scophthalmidae. Gene Ontology annotation, cellular component: preribosome, large subunit precursor. The record is from RefSeq and is a predicted model, not a curated record.